ACGUGUCAGUCUGUGAACAAUAAAAUGGAAAUAAUGGGUGACACUACCUCGAAAACAACUUCUGAUUCGGAGUAUGACUAUAUAUGUUCUCCUUGCAAUGACGAAGGACUAAACAAAGAGGCCCAAUAUUUUUGCGGAGAAUGUGCCCAGUUUUACUGCAACGAAUGUGAACAAUUGCACAAGAAAAUACGCAAAAGACACGCCGUUUUGGGUCGCGAAGACAUUGGGCAAUGGUUGCAAGCCCCUAUUCAAAGUUUAGUUGAAGAUUUAGAACGCUGCGAAACGCACCAAAACAAGGCACUAGAGUUGUACUGUGGCGGCCAUGAUAAACUGUGCUGUCAUCUAUGUGUUGCUAAUAACCACAGCAACUGUUUGGUCGUCAAACAUAUCCCAGUAUUAGCUAGAGGAUUCCGCGAAACUGAGGAGUUUAAAAAAUUGCCGGACGAGGUUGAAGAACUAAGGAACCAGCUCCAGGAAUUCAAAGAGUCAAGAGAGAAGAGUAAAGAGAACAUUGAAACGUCUCGAGAUAACGUACUUGAAAAUAUCAAAGCAUUCCGUGAAAAGAUGAAUGGACUUCUGGAUGUUAUUGAAAAAAAUACGAUAAAAGAAAUGAAAAUAGUAAUGGCACCGUUAGUUGAAAGUCUUACAAACGAUGUUGACAAGUGUGAAGAUAUGCGUGAUCGUCUAAAACGUUUAAUAGACGAUAUUAAAACUAAGACCACUACAAGUGAAUCUCUUUCGUACGUUGGAUUCACAAAAUGUAAGAGCUUGAUGUCCGAGGCGAAUUCCGUAUGCAAGGAAAUGAUAACAACCAAGGACUAUGAAUUAGUAUUUCAACCAGGGACCAACGUAGAAACUACCGUUUCCUCAAUUGACAUUUUUGGGGAUAUAUUUGAUGCAAAUCAUAUUUUUACUGUACAGUCGCAAAAGUCCAUUACAACCAACAAAUCUAACCAAUGGUGCGCAAUAACAGGUGUUUGUGAAAUGCCAAACGGGAAUAUUGUCCUUUGUAAGAGAGAGCCAAAAUGCGAAGUGAUAUUGCUAGAUCAAUACUUUAAUGAAACGACACGUCUCGAAGUUCCAAAUUAUACUGAUGGCAUUUGCGCCAUUGACGAAAUGGAAUUGGCAGUCGCUAUAAACAUGCCCCGUUAUAAAAGUGAAAGUUUACGUUUAAUCCAAGUAGCUGGAGGAAAACUUAAAGUGACUAAACAACUAAAGUUAGCUCACUGUUGCCUCAGUGUCGCUCACCAUGAUAGCCAGCUUUACGUCACUUCUGAAGCGGCUCUCUAUCAAUACACCAAGUCGGGUAAAUUGGUCAAACAGUUGUACGAAGACAAAACUGUGAAUGCAAAUGGCAAAACCAGCAACGUUUUAAAAUGUGCUGUUAACCAUGACGGAAGCAAAAUGUUCAUUCUUAAUAAAAAGGCUAACCAGAUCCUUACAAUCGACCGAGACGGCAAUAUUUUAUCAGAGAUUAAAGAUGCAGAGAUAAGCGAACCAUGUGGAAUAUGUGUGUCAUCAUUUGGUUAUGUGUUUGUCGCCUGCUCAAACUACGUGUGGCAAAUGGACAGGAUUGGAGAAAAGAAACUGACCAAGAUAGCCAAGAUUUCGCUGUAUUGCAAGGUGACGUCGCUGUGCCACGUAAAGAACACAAACAGUCUGAUAAUGAGUCCAUACGAUUUUUUCCAUGAGGGAAUACAUAUACUUAAAUUGAAUUGAACAUAAUAUUGUUACACACAAAAUGUUUUUACAUAACAGACGCAGCAAUGUGUAGCAUUUGGUUAGACACAACAGUUGAUGUGUAGUAUUUUUAACGUCCUGGUAUGUCGUUUUCCGUGUAACAAAACCUGUGAAGGAACAAGAUCAGCACCUUGUUAAGCCUUGUUAAGCUAUGAUGACGGUGUACACGUUGCGGUGAAUAUAUUACCUUCAAGUUGGCCACUAUGUUUUGGCGCGUGAAAGACCCAGUUGAUUUUUAUUAUAAACCAGCAGAAUCUCAAAUCGUAUUUUGUUUACAACCUGCAUUGAAUACCAUUUCCGGUGAUUUGAAUAAAACUAUAAGCUUU
Messenger RNA from Mya arenaria, 2066 nucleotides. RefSeq lists its product as uncharacterized. NCBI's taxonomy places the organism in Eukaryota, Metazoa, Mollusca, Bivalvia, Myida, Myidae. The transcript is spliced from 2 exons. Gene Ontology annotation, molecular function: zinc ion binding. The record is from RefSeq and is a predicted model, not a curated record. Bases 25 to 1719 code for a protein of 564 amino acids.